This is a messenger RNA of Paraglomus occultum, 405 nucleotides long. NCBI's taxonomy places the organism in Eukaryota, Fungi, Glomeromycota, Glomeromycetes, Paraglomerales, Paraglomeraceae. The record is from the annotation of a GenBank genome assembly.
AUGAAAUUUACACACACCAUUAUAUUUUCUCUUCUCCUCUUGGCUGUUUGUACUGCUGCCAAACCACGAGCAAAGAUAGUGGACUAUAUACCUGCUACUGAAAUUCUGCCUUUGCCAGUCUCUGUUGAAACGGUCGAUGACAAGCCUAAUGAAUACAUUGUGAAAACCUCGUUGUAUGCUAACGGCUAUGACCAUUAUGGCGGUGUUGAGACCAAACUCUUAUGCGAAAGUGGUGUAAAGGUCAAACAUGUUAUUCCAAAGUUUAAACUUAAUGAAAUUGACGCCUUCAGAACCGACUUUAAAUUGUCUGUUCCUGAAGACAAGAAAAUAGUGACUUGUGUUAGACAAGUGAUUAACGAAGAGGGUGCUAGAAAUAUUUCUUUCACUUUUAAUCCUGUACACUAA